UGGAUUCAUCAUCCAUGGGUACACGCCUUUGUUUUCCUGGCCAAUGAGAGUCGAAUGCGCUGUGAUUAGCACCUGAUUAGCACCUGAUUAGCACGACCCAGGCCAGGACAUAUUUUAAUGCUAGAAUUGUUUUGUUGUCUUGUUCAGUGAGCAGGAAGCAGGGAGAGAAGAGGCAUAGGAUUGCAGAAUAUUAAGAGGAUAAAUCCACUCCACUUCAUCUCCAUGGAUCUCUCCCUUUCACCCUCUGUUUCUGACACUGUCUGUGUGCUCUGGGGCUGUGAGCUGAAUGACACCCAGAGAAAGGCAGUGUUUGAAAUAGCGGAGGAUUUGUUGGAGCAUCAGUUCUUUAUCCGAACGAUGUGUCUGAGUGCAGAGGCCAGUAAGGAGAUGCAUGUGGUGGAGGUACAGGACAGAGUUGGGGAAUGCUGCAAGCCAGUGCCCAUUGCCACACUUCACCCUAUGUGCCAACCUAUGGUCAGUUUCAGUGGGUUUGAGCUCAUCCCACCUGUCAUCUUCAACCUUCGCUCUGGGCAGGGCCCCCUCUUUAUUUCUGGACAGCAUUUGACAUUGGAGGAGUAGGAGGAGGAGAAGGAGAAGGUCUUCUCAACAACACCCCCACUUGAUCACAGUGGUCUUCAAUAACAUGAUCACAUUUGAAGGACUUCAAUAAAACACAGCACUAAAAGUAGAACCUUUGAGUUUCGUAU
Oncorhynchus gorbuscha (pink salmon) is the source of this 707-nucleotide messenger RNA. RefSeq names its product nucleoplasmin-like. The record is from RefSeq and is a predicted model, not a curated record. Lineage: Eukaryota; Metazoa; Chordata; Actinopteri; Salmoniformes; Salmonidae. The coding region runs from base 223 to 579 and encodes 118 amino acids. Gene Ontology annotation, molecular function: chromatin binding; RNA binding; histone binding. Gene Ontology annotation, cellular component: nucleolus; nucleoplasm; cytoplasm. Gene Ontology annotation, biological process: chromatin remodeling. The transcript is spliced from 6 exons.